Messenger RNA from Trichoderma breve, 1593 nucleotides. RefSeq names its product putative stress-responsive nuclear envelope protein domain-containing protein. The coding region runs from base 1 to 1593 and encodes 530 amino acids. NCBI's taxonomy places the organism in Eukaryota, Fungi, Ascomycota, Sordariomycetes, Hypocreales, Hypocreaceae. The record is from RefSeq and is a predicted model, not a curated record. The transcript is spliced from 4 exons.
AUGUGGCGCCUUCGAGACGUCCUAAUCGUGGGGCUGGCCGUGUCGGGAGCUGCAGCUAGCAACUGGUUCCCCGGCUCCAAGACAGUCUACAACAAGUGGCACGAGACGGAGCUUGAGCGAUGGCUCUCCGACCAGAACAUCCCUUACCCGACUCCAGCUGACCGCAAGGAUCUGGAGGAUCUCGUUUCCAAGAACUGGAACAACUAUGUUGUGGAGCCGUAUAAUAGCUGGGAUACCUCUCAGCUAAGCGCAUAUCUGCAAUCCAAGGGCAGUGAUGUGGCCAAGGAUGCUCAGAAGAAUAAGGACAGCCUGAUUUCCCAGGUGAAGGCCAACUGGUACGAGACUGAAGACUCUGCCAACUCAGCAUGGACCAGUGUCAAGGAUUGGAUUCUUGAUACCUGGACCGAUUCUCAGCUCAAGUCUUUCUGUGACAAGAACGGCAUUCCAGUGCCUCAACCGCGUACUCGUGAUACUCUGCUUCAGAAAGCCCGCGAGGGAUACUCUACUCUCGCAGAAAAGGCCGGUGAAACCGCUGCCUAUCCCGGCGACUGGCUGUACUCUACCUGGUCCACGUCUGAUCUAAAGGAGUGGCUUGACACUCACGGCUUCCCUGCCCCUCAGCCAACUAACCGAGACAAGCUGAUUGCUUCGAUCCAGGCUGCCUACACAUACCUCACUGACACAAUUAUUGAGGCUUGGGGCGAGUCUCAGCUCAAGGAGUUUUGCGACAAGAAUGGAAUCCCUGUUCCCCAAGGCACCAAACUCAAUGAACUUCGAGCCCUCGUUCGGAAGCACCGCGCUGAUAUUCUCGGUGAUACCGUUGGUGCUAGCGCCAAGGCUUACUUUGGUGCUGCUACCUCCAAUGCUCAGAAUCAAUAUGCUAGGGCGACUGACAGCGCUUCGCUUGCCGCCCAGGAUGCUUUCAACCAGGCUGUUGACAAGUGGUCGGAUAGCCGGCUCAAGUCUUAUCUUGAUGCCCGCGGUGUCCCUGUUCCCCAGGCCAGCAAGUCUGAUGACCUCCGAGCUCUUGUUCGAAAACACGCACACAAAGCCUCCACUGGCUGGCAGGCGUGGAACUUUGAUGACUACAGCUAUGACAACCUGAAGAAUUAUCUCAUCAACAACGGCAAUGCCGCCGCAAAGUCCGCAGCUAAGAAGAAGGAUGCCACCCGCGAGGACCUUGUUAGCGCUGCCCAAUCUGCCUAUUCAUCUGCUUCAACUGCUGGCGGCGCCCAAUACGCCUCUGCCACUAGCUACCUUGCCUCUGUGACGGCUGCUGCUAAGCACAACGCCUUUGACACGUGGUCGGAGAGCGAACUGAAGUCCUAUCUCGACAGCUACGGAGUCCCCGUUCCCCAGGGAUCUAAGAUUGACGAACUCAGAGCAGAGGCACGCAAGCAAUCUACCUACUUCAGAUAUGGAUCUUCUUCUCCUGGAGGCACUGUCUUUGCUAAGCUCGGAGAAACGGCCAGGGAUACAUGGAGAUGGGUCGCCGAUCAGCUGCACAUUGGCAGUGAGGUCGCUAGAGAAGAGGCUGCCAAGGCUGAGGCUGAAGCCAAGAAGAAGGGCGAGAAGCUUCGAAAGGAAUUGUAA